CCUUGUCCUGCUUGUCAGUGUCACCGGCACCUCCGCUUUGCCAGAGCCCCCGGGCCAGCAUGUCUUCUGCACAUUUCAAUCGAGGUCCUGCCUAUGGCCUGUCUGCUGAAGUCAAGAACAAGCUGGCCCAGAAAUACGACCAUCAGCGUGAGCAGGAGCUGAGAGAGUGGAUUGAGGGGGUGACAGGUCGCCGCAUCGGGAACAACUUCAUGGAUGGCCUCAAAGAUGGGAUCAUUCUCUGCGAAUUCAUCAACAAGCUCCAGCCAGGUUCUGUGAAGAAGGUAAACGAGUCAACCCAAAACUGGCACCAGCUGGAGAACAUAGGUAAUUUCAUUAAAGCCAUUACCAAGUAUGGAGUGAAGCCCCAUGACAUCUUUGAGGCCAACGACCUGUUUGAGAACACCAACCAUACCCAGGUUCAGUCCACACUCCUGGCUCUGGCCAGCAUGGCCAAGACAAAAGGAAACAAGGUUAACGUGGGGGUCAAAUAUGCAGAGAAACAAGAGCGGAGAUUUGAGCCGGAGAAGCUGAGAGAAGGUCGGAACAUCAUUGGGCUACAGAUGGGUACCAACAAGUUUGCCAGUCAGCAGGGCAUGACAGCCUAUGGUACUCGGCGUCACCUCUAUGACCCCAAACUGGGGACAGAUCAGCCGCUGGACCAGGCCACCAUCAGCCUGCAGAUGGGCACCAACAAGGGCGCCAGCCAGGCUGGCAUGACUGCACCGGGCACCAAGCGGCAGAUCUUUGAGCCAGGACUGGGCAUGGAACACUGUGACACGCUCAACGUCAGCCUGCAGAUGGGCAGCAACAAGGGGGCCUCACAGAGGGGCAUGACAGUGUAUGGGCUGCCCCGUCAGGUGUACGAUCCCAAAUACUGCCUGACUCCGGAAUACCCAGAGCUGGGAGAGCCCGCCCACAAUCACCACCCACACAACUACUAUAACUCUGCCUAGGGCCCCCAGGGGGCUGGCUGCUGCUCUUGGCUGGACCCAGCUGGCCCAGCCAACCCCAUCUCCUGCAUGGCGUCCCCCAGCCCCCUGGCAUCUGUCUAUAGGGUUACAGUUUGGGGAGAUCAGGCCGAGGGGGGCGGCGGGAAGUAGGGGGCCCCUCAUCCCUGUAGCUCUUGAAGGGCCCAACACAGAAUUGGGUGUCCCUGACAGCACCCAAAGGACGCUGCCCCCUUUUACUCCCUCACAAGCGAGUA
Arvicola amphibius (Eurasian water vole) is the source of this 1204-nucleotide messenger RNA. RefSeq names its product calponin 1 (gene Cnn1). The transcript has 7 exons. Lineage: Eukaryota; Metazoa; Chordata; Mammalia; Rodentia; Cricetidae. Bases 60 to 953 code for a protein of 297 amino acids. Gene Ontology annotation, biological process: actomyosin structure organization. The record is from RefSeq and is a predicted model, not a curated record. Gene Ontology annotation, molecular function: actin binding.